This is a messenger RNA of Rotaria sordida, 618 nucleotides long. Lineage: Eukaryota; Metazoa; Rotifera; Eurotatoria; Philodinida; Philodinidae. The record is from the annotation of a GenBank genome assembly.
AUGUGCUCAAAUAUCAAUGCUUAUUCAAAUCCAAUUUAUGAUAUAAUCGAUGAAUCAAAUGUAUCAUUUACUCGUCCAUUAAUGAUUAAUAUUGAACCAACUUGUUCUUAUUCAUGUACAAAUACAAAUCAUAUACCUCUUUUACUUUUAGCUAAUUGUUUAACAACUCCUCCAUCAAAUAAUCAUCAUAAUUAUGUUAAUCAACGAAUUAAUGACAUGAUUGAUGAAGAACAAAAUGAAGAAAAUCUUAAUCCAUUAUAUGCUAAACCAAGAAAACGAUGUGUUACAUUACAAGAUGAACCUGUUAUUAUUCCACCAAAGACAAGUCGAUUUUCAAUGAAAUCAAUAAAACCUGAACGAGCUCAAUUAGUUAGUACAACAUUACCAGUUGUAACUGUACUUUCAUCAAUUGAACCAACAGAUGAAAUAGAUCAAUUUAUUGCACGUGAAAAUGAACGUGUUGAACGAGUUAAACUACGGAGACGACAAUGUAAAACAACAACAAUUAUUAAACAAACAGAAAAAUCUCUACCAGCAUUUAGCAAUCCAAAUUAUAUUGAAAUACCAAUAUUAAAUGAUAAUGAAGAGAAAAAUUUAUCAAAAUCUAUUCUUGUUUAG